Molecule: messenger RNA, 923 nt
Organism: Bursaphelenchus okinawaensis
Lineage: Eukaryota; Metazoa; Nematoda; Chromadorea; Rhabditida; Aphelenchoididae
Source: the annotation of a GenBank genome assembly
AUGAAGGCGAAUGAUGUUCUUACUCCAUUUGUCGAAAAGAAACGAUCACAGCAGUUACCCCAAUCUCAAGCAGCCGCAAACUUUCAGUCUCAACCAUCUCUAAAUGCUUGUCAAGCAUCCAGUUCAAACAAGGAAGAUGGCGCACAAGCAAAGCAGGGGUUAUCUCUUGAUCAGCUACGACUAGAGGAAGAGAAGAGAGUUCUAAAGGAAGAACAAAGAAGUCUAGAAGAAAGAGAAGAGAACCUCAAACGAGAAGAACACGAACAGCAGGAAAGGGAACGUAAGAUCAAGGAGAGGGAAAUGGAGCUGUUGAGGAAACAGGUAAGAAAAAUAGAAUGUUUUUAUGAAAAUAUAACCUUGUUAUUCUAGGAAGAAGUUCAAAGAUUUUUAAUGGAAAAGGAGAAGGAACUCGAGAGGGAACGAGUACAGGUCCUUGAGUACGAGCAGCAAAGACGAGAGGAGUUGAGACAGCUUGAGGAACAGCUGAAGGAGAGUCUUGGGCAACAACACCGGCCAGAACGUGAAGAAUUUUUGGUACAAUAUAAAGAAACCAUGAGAAACAAGAUGAAGGAUGUGGGAAUUCAAUGGGGGAAACGAAAUUUAAGCAAGUUCUUUGAGCGUAUAGCCUAUUCUCAAAAAGAUACAUUGGGAUUGAUUGAAUGGAUGGGUAUUAUGGACACCAUUUUAGACAUGAGAUGGUAAGUUGCGCAAUUCAUUUUUUCAUGCAACAUUUUUUUAGGGUUAUGUGGUAGCUUAAUAAUAAGGUUUUUAGUUCAUUACGUGUAUUUUUCAGCGUUUCGCAAGAUAUAGAACCAGGCUGCAGAACGGAAUCUAUGGAAUUAGCGCUUGGUAUGUUUACUGAUUGGGUUAAUUCGCUGAGCAAAGAAGAGGUACAAAACUAUUGGUCAGAACAUAUUAAAUAA